GGUGUGGCGAUUGAUGGAAAUAAUCACGAAGCCAAAGAAAGACAAAUCCAGCUUGUCAAGAAGAGGGGAAAAGUCAAGGCUCUGGAUGAAGAACUUUACAAACAAAACAGCAUGGACUUAAAGGUGGAGUUUGAAACGCACUUUGGCAUGGCCCACACUCGCUGGGCCACCCACGGGAUCCCCAAUGCUGUCAACAGCCACCCCCAGCGCUCAGACAAAGGCAACGAAUUUGUUGUCAUCCAUAAUGGGAUCAUCACAAAUUACAAGGAUCUGAGGAAGUUUCUGGAAAGCAAAGGCUACGAGUUUGAGUCAGAAACAGAUACAGAGACCAUCGCCAAGCUGAUUAAAUACGUGUUCGACAAUAGAGAAACCGAGGACAUUACAUUUUCAACGCUGGUCGAGAGAGUCAUUCAGCAGUUGGAAGGUGCAUUCGCGUUGGUUUUCAAGAGCAUCCGCUACCCAGGAGAAGCCGUUGCCACAAGGAGAGGCAGCCCCCUGCUCAUCGGAGUGCGGAGCAAAUACAAGCUCUCCACGGAGCAGGUCCCCAUCCUGUACAGGACGCGCACUAUUGAGAACGUCAAGAACAUCUGCAAGACCAGGAUGAAGAGGCUGGACAGCUCUACCUGCCUGCACGCAGUGGGCGACAAGGCAGUGGAAUUCUUCUUUGCUUCCGACGCGAGCGCUAUCAUAGAGCACACCAACCGGGUCAUCUUCCUGGAGGACGACGACAUUGCCGCAGUGGCUGAUGGGAAACUCUCCAUCCACCGGAUCCAGCGCUCGGCCAGUGACGACCCGUCGAGAGCCAUCCAGACCUUGCAGAUGGAGUUGCAGCAGAUCAUGAAAGGCAACUUCAGUGCCUUUAUGCAGAAGGAGAUCUUCGAACAGCCGGAGUCGGUCUUCAAUACCAUGAGAGGGCGGGUGAACUUUGAGAGCAACACAGUGCUCCUGGGCGGCUUGAAGGACCACCUGAAGGAGAUUCGAAGAUGCCGGCGGCUCAUCGUGAUCGGCUGUGGGACCAGCUACCACGCCGCCGUGGCCACUCGGCAAGUGUUGGAGGAACUGACCGAGCUCCCUGUGAUGGUCGAACUUGCUAGUGAUUUUCUGGACAGGAACACACCGGUGUUCAGGGAUGACGUUUGCUUUUUCAUAAGCCAAUCAGGUGAGACUGCGGACACGCUCUUGGCCCUGCGAUACUGCAAGGACCGCCGCGCCCUGACCGUGGGCGUCACCAACACCGUGGGCAGCUCCAUCUCCCGGGAGACCGACUGCGGUGUCCAUAUCAACGCGGGGCCGGAGAUCGGCGUGGCCAGCACCAAGGUAGAAGGAACAGCAUGCUCUCCUUCGGGAAGAGCCUGGGCGGGUGGGCCAGAGGCCCGGGUGCCUGGGUAUCCGCCCUCCUCUGGCGUGGACGCGGCGGGCAGUCGCUCUGUGCACGGCUUAGAGCUGAUCAAGGAGGUGUUGUCACUGGACGAGCAAAUCCACGACCUGGCCCUGGAGCUCUACACACAGAGGUCGCUUCUGGUGAUGGGGCGAGGCUACAACUACGCCACGUGCCUGGAAGGAGCCCUGAAAAUUAAAGAGAUCACCUACAUGCACUCGGAAGGCAUCCUGGCUGGGGAGCUGAAGCACGGGCCUCUGGCACUGAUCGACAAGCAGAUGCCCGUCAUCAUGGUCAUCAUGAAGGACCCUUGCUUUGCCAAAUGCCAGAAUGCCUUGCAGCAGGUCACGGCCCGCCAGGGUCGCCCGAUCGUACUGUGCUCCCAGGACGACACGGAGAGCUCCAAGUUCGCGUACAGAGCGAUCUCGCUGCCCCGCACUGUGGACUGCCUCCAGGGCGUCCUGAGCGUGAUCCCGCUGCAGCUCCUCUCCUUCCACCUGGCCGUUCUGCGCGGAUACGACGUUGACUUCCCCAGAAAUCUAGCCAAGUCUGUCACCGUGGAAUGAGAGAGACCAUCGCCACCUUCAGCCUGAUUCCAGACCUGUCCAGACAGCAGGGAUGCCGCGUGUUCUGCGUGUUCCCGGUAGAGCUUGACAGCUUCGACGUGCCUUGUACCCAAGUGCUUUUGCUUACAGCGAAUGCUGUUUCUCUGUGUCCUGAAGUCGCCAGAGGAGAAGGGAAUCAUUGUUUACACAUGGGGAGCAGAGCGAACUUUUCCACUACUGUGCAAUAGAGAUGCAGCUCUCUGCAGAGCAACUGUGAACCUUUUUAAACCAACACUAGUUAGUUUUAAAACACAAAGUAUUUAUAAUGAUGAUUGUAUAGCUUGUAAGUUAUUUUUCUAUGUGGCUUUCUGUAGCCGUGGUAAUGCCCAGACCUAUGCAUCCCAGCUACCCAGUGCACCAUCUCCGGGCUCGUUCCUGGUGGGUGGCAUUCAUCUCAGAUUCGAGCACAGGGCAUUGACCCUCUGGACUCCUUCUCCUUUCCUCCCCUUAAGCUGCUCCUGAAUCCCAUCCCCUGACAUCAGGAAGCCCCUCCAGCCAUCUGCCCACGCCGCCUGUAAGUCCAGUUGAAAUCUCAACUUCCUUCAACAUUUUCUCAUCUAUAGCCCAGAUCCCUCCAACUCCCCAACUCUGUUUAAUCUGGUUCUUGCUAAGCCCAGGCAGCAUUUUGAUUCCUGCUCCCUGCCUGUAGUAAAACAGCUUGAAAUGUCCCAUGCAAGAGAGUAGUGACACGUGGGCUACCUUGCUCUCUAUUUAAAAGCAUGCACAAUCAAAGUACUAUGCAAUUUUAAGACAAUAAAGAACAUACAAUUUU
Messenger RNA from Propithecus coquereli (Coquerel's sifaka), 2755 nucleotides. It is a transcript of the gene GFPT2, whose product is annotated as glutamine-fructose-6-phosphate transaminase 2. Gene Ontology annotation, biological process: UDP-N-acetylglucosamine metabolic process; fructose 6-phosphate metabolic process; protein N-linked glycosylation. The transcript has 16 exons. The record is from RefSeq and is a predicted model, not a curated record. NCBI's taxonomy places the organism in Eukaryota, Metazoa, Chordata, Mammalia, Primates, Indriidae. Gene Ontology annotation, molecular function: carbohydrate derivative binding; L-glutamine:D-fructose-6-phosphate transaminase (isomerizing) activity. Bases 112 to 1944 code for a protein of 610 amino acids.